AUGCAGCUGAACAGCCAGUCCGGAUUCACAACCUUCACGUUCGGAUCGAUCGAUUUCGCAAGACGAACUUUGAACGUUCCGGGAUUCUUGCAAAUGACGUGCGUCACAGACUUGCCCAGCUCAGUGUUAUCCUCACCAUCACCGAGCUCCAUCAUGCGAUCCACAGGCGAAUACCCAGCAUCUGGCAGCGGGAUGUUGAUUUUCUCGUCGGUCUGCUUUGGUUGGUCUUCGCUUUUCACAGAUUCAGCUGGACUAUCGGGACUGUCUGGACUUGCCGGACUCUCUGAACUUUCAGGGCUCUCUGAACCUUCCUCAUCCUCCGUGCUAAUGGCAUUCUCGUCGUCUGGUGCACCGGCCUCCUUGAGAGCUUUCAAACUGUUGAUCUGGUCCUCCAGCUUGUUCACCGACCGUCUGCGCUUGGACGGUCCCAGAAGCGUGCUUUGGCGAGGCAGGAAACUCGAAUUGAUGUCUCCAAUGCCAACAAAGAAGUCGUAUGGAAUCACCUUGAUCAAAUUAGGCGACCAAUUCCAAACAUCUCCUCUAUCGUCAAUCACAACAACCAUCGAUGUGUCAACAGGAAACAGCCGCUGCAGAGACUUCUGCGUCAAGGACCCGCUUUCGUCUCGCGAGAGUAUUCGGUCGCCAAAGUAA
This is a messenger RNA of Ogataea philodendri, 651 nucleotides long. RefSeq lists its product as uncharacterized. The transcript is spliced from 2 exons. The coding region runs from base 1 to 651 and encodes 216 amino acids. Lineage: Eukaryota; Fungi; Ascomycota; Pichiomycetes; Pichiales; Pichiaceae. The record is from RefSeq and is a predicted model, not a curated record.